This is a messenger RNA of Acanthoscelides obtectus, 1367 nucleotides long. The record is from the annotation of a GenBank genome assembly. Lineage: Eukaryota; Metazoa; Arthropoda; Insecta; Coleoptera; Chrysomelidae.
CUUUUACAGUGGACGCGACGCUCCAUCGUGCACAUGAGCUGGACGAACGACGAAGAACUGGUCUGUAUUCAAGAGGACGGCGUGGUCGUGAUUCACAAUAUGUUCGGCAAAUAUCAGCACGCAUUCAACAUCAGCCAGAAGAUACAGGAUACCAAGAUCAUCGAGGCCAAGAUGUUCAUCAAUCCACAGAAUUUUACUGGCAUCGCGGUGCUAACAUCCAAUUUCAAAGUAUUUCUGGUCAAUAAUAUCAAGGAACCCAAAACUAGGCAACUGCCAGACUUGCCCAAGUCGCACAUACAACCCACUAGUUGGGUAGUGUUGUCUGAAGAUACAACUGAUGUGUUGAUUGUCAGAGGAGCGGAAUUGUAUCGCUUAAAACAGGAUGAACAUCAUAUUAGCGCAAUGUUAGAGCCGGACAUGACAAACAAAUACACUGCGAUCUUGGAGAUGAGUGUCUCUCUGAAUUCAAGACAUUUGGCAAUUUUUACCGAUUCUGGCAUACUUUGGCUGGGAUCAACCGAUCUUAGGGCCAAAUACAGCGAGAUUGAUACGAACAUUAUCCUUAAGCCGAAACAAAUUACAUGGUGUGGUAACGAGGCGGUAGUUCUGUUCUGGGAGCAAGAUCACAUUAUGUUGGUGGUGGGGAAAUAUGGGCAAAAACUUCACUAUUAUUAUGACAGCAGUAUUCAUCUGGUCCCGGAAUUGGAUGGAAUCAGAAUCAUCUCUAACACUCAGCACGAACUGUUACAAAAAGUUCCUGAUGUCGUCCAGAAGAUAUUUAGAAUCAACAGCACUGAUCCCGGAAGUUUUCUCUUGGAAGCUUCUAAACAGUUCCAGAGAAGAAGCCAUAAAGCGAAUGAAUACAUUUGUUUGGUAAAGAACGACCUUCAAACAGCUGUGAAUCAAUGUAUAGAGGCAGUUGGUUAUGAAUUCGAUACUGACAUUCAAAAAAUGCUCAUUAGGGCUGCCCAAUUCGGAAAGUGUUUCAUAUCAGACAUGAAAUCGGAUUCAUAUGUAAACAUGUGCCGACUUCUGCGCGUACUGAAUGCUGUUAGAGAUCCGAAAGUCGGUAUACCUCUUACUAUUACCCAGUAAGUAAAGUAAUAUGAUCAAGGGUUGUUGCUUAGCUGUAGCUGUAGUUUUAAUUGGGUGAAAGGUCAUUUGAUAGAAUGCGUUUAAUUUCUUCGGAUCAGGUGUUAAAAAUACCUUUAAUCAAAUUGACAACGUUUCGGCAUUUAUUUUACGUCUUCCUCAAUGCUACAAAAACUGAGAAAAAACAUUUAAAGUCCAAAAAGUUUUUAAUGUUACAAUGAAGUUAAAAAGUCUGUUACUAAGAAAGUACACAAUAAGUUAUUAUCAGACUGCAG